UCAGGGUCAGAGAAGGAGUCGUCACAAUGGACGCCAGAGGGUCGGAGUCCGAGAGCUCUCUGGAGAUUCAGUGCUGCUGACCAUAAAAAUGGAGGAAGGAGUCACGGGCAGAGAAGCGGCUGGAAAAGGCAGCGGAGCAGGCCCUCCCUCCCGCUCCUCCAGGACAGCGCAGCACUGUGACACCUUGAUCUCAGCCGGCGAACCCCAGGUCUGGCUUCUGACCUCCAGAACUGGACCACGUUAAAUGAACAAAGACUGAACUGUCACAGAUACUUUUUUAUAAAAGGCCUCCGUGGACUAUUGCUUCAGUCUGACUGAUAAACAAGUUCCUAUGAUGAGCUCACAGAUUCUUGCACAGCCUCACUAUUUGAAGAAAGUUCAUUCUGAAAAUCUGAAGCAGUUAAUGGGUAAAUAUGAUCAGGUAUCUCCACCAAGUUCUCAGCCUGAGAAGGCCUCACCUUGUGCCCUGAGGAAGGAGCCAGCUGUCUGUGGACUGAGACCUCUGAAAACGGAAUCCCUUUUUGCCAACCUAAUGAAGCAUUCAAAGUCAUAUGACUCUUUUCAAGAUGAGCUUGAAGAUUACAUUAAAGUGCAGAAAGCCAGAGGCUUAGAGCCAAAGACUUGUUUCAGGAAGAUGAGAGAGGGCUACCUGGAAACCUGUGGGCACAGAGAGGAGGUCGACUCCAGAGCCAGGUACAGAAUGUCUGACCAGAGACCACCACCUGGACUUGUCCAGACCCACCCAAGAUCAUGCAGUACUCUACAGAUAGUGGACGGCCAGUUACCUCAGUGCCUGCCAGCUCAGGACGGCAGGCUGAGACCAGAGUCCCUGAGCAUCUCUCAGCUCCCCAAGCACUGCUUCUUAGGGACACCAGUGCCCAGGAACCUUAGUCAGCGAGAGUACAAUUGUGGCUCUUAUGACUUGGAGUCCAGUGUUCACAGGCACCUCUCUUCAGGAAACAGCCCCAGCGCCCGUCCAGCCGGCCACAAGCAGGCGCAUCAGAAGAGGAAAAGGCACCCCGAGGAGGUUGGAGAGGAGGCAGAGGAGAAGCAGCCCAAGCACCGUAGAAAAAGAGGUUCUGAGGAACUGGGUUUGGGCAGACACAGGAGCAUCCAAAGAAAGAAAGCAAAGGUGGAGACGGAAGCCACGCAGGUCAGUGCAGGAAAGCCCAAGAGCCGGAAGGAGAGAAAGAGCCGAGCGGCGGCCUCGAGGAAAAAGGACCGCAAGCACAGAAAAGCCAGCAAGGACCAAGGCCAGGAGAGGACCGAGGAGGAAAUGCUCUGGGACCAGUCCAUCCUCGGGUUCUGAAGCAAGUGCCGGCGCUGGUCCUCCGGGGUGGCGCUGAAGACAGGGUUGCAGAGCUGGUUAUGGUGCUGGUAUACACAGGGCUUCCUUUGUGAUCAGGCCCUGUUAGAUUCCUACCAGGCCACAGACGUGCAGCGUUUCGUGUGCCUGCUCCCCAAGGGGGAGUCACCGUUUCUCCUUUUCUAAAAGCACUAUUAUGUUGUUCUUACACAAUGGGUUUCUCUUUAGGAGAGUGAUUCUGCUUUUAUUCAUCAAACUGCUAGGAUGGGAUUAUUUCCCUUGGGAGAUCAUUUAUUUUAAAUUUGAGGAUGAAUAGACUUUGCAGAAUCUGUUUCUUGGUUGGGAUUGUUUUAGUUUUGAGGGGGAUUUUUUUUUAAGUUGAUUGAUCUUUCUCUAUGCAGCAAUUUAGAUUUUUUUCCUUUGUUAGCGCUAAUGGCAUUAUAUUUUCUAGGUUGGAAAGUGGAAAAUAAAUAUAAUAAUAGUAAGAUAAUGUUUCAUAUAGUUUUAAAAGUUUUGAAGCGUCUCAAUAAAAAAUCAGUUUAUAUUCUGGAAAUGUUUAUAAUAAAGUGUUCUAAUUUCUACACGUU
Molecule: messenger RNA, 1893 nt
Organism: Ictidomys tridecemlineatus (thirteen-lined ground squirrel)
Lineage: Eukaryota; Metazoa; Chordata; Mammalia; Rodentia; Sciuridae
Gene: Krcc1
Product: lysine rich coiled-coil 1
Source: RefSeq, a predicted model, not a curated record